Molecule: messenger RNA, 477 nt
Organism: Quercus lobata
Lineage: Eukaryota; Viridiplantae; Streptophyta; Magnoliopsida; Fagales; Fagaceae
Exons: 1
Coding region: 1-477 (158 amino acids)
Source: RefSeq, a predicted model, not a curated record
AUGCGAGAAGGAGAGACCCUGAUAACGUACUCAAACAGAUACUGGGAGAUGUUCAAUGAGAUAGAUAGUGGUUUUGAUGAUUUGGCCAUAAGAACUUUCAAGGUCAGCCUACCUGUCGAGCAUGGUUUAAGGAAGUCUUUGAUUGGAAAACCUGCUAACAGUGUGUGCCAACUUAUGGACCGAAUUGAUAAGUAUAAGCGGGUCGAGGAAGAUCAACAACAGGGGAAAGGGAAGGCAAAGGUUAUCCCUCAAGAAAGGAGGGAUUUCAGGUCAGAUCAAUACAACAAUAACGGGCCCCGGCGAGACUUUGCUGGGCAAUCAGGGUCUGCCACUGCUCAAAUGGUUAACACGGAAUUCCAGGAGCUAGUACACCAAGUCUUGGAGAAAAUCAAGAACAAGUCAUUCUUUAAGUGGCCAAAUAAGAUGGGAGGUGACCCCAUGAAGCGCAAUCAAAGCCUUCAUUUCCAGUACCUCUAG